GUGCUGCUUUGGUAAAUAAACAAAAUAUUUCCUUUAAUAUGGUGUAAAAUGUUAAUAAUUGUAAAAUGCCGGCACUAUCAAUAGAAAAUGUAAAAGAGCAUUGUCGAACGUGCUUAAAAAAAUUUAAAAGAAAGAAUAUUAAUUGUUCAAUAAAUUUAGAGGAGGAAGAACUACUACCCGACUGUAAAGAUUUUUGUAUUAGCAUUGUAGGUAUUGAGUUUAUAAAACAAUUUAUCACUUCAUGUAUGGAAGGACAGUCGACUAAUGAAGAAUGGAAAACGAUGUCUCAAGAAUAUCCACAAUUUAUGUGCAUAUAUUGCUAUAAGAAAUUACAAGGUGUUGUGUCAUUCAAAAAACAAGUGAGAAAUAGUACACUGAGGUUGCAAGAGUUACUUAACCUAGGAGCAGCUAAAUCUGAAAUUGUUGAAAAACAUCAGGAAAUUGACAACAAUUCUGGUGUAGAACAAUCCACAACAGAUAUCUUUAAUUUGUUGCUUAAAGAUACCCUUAUGGAAACGGAAUCCGUUUUGAUAAAUGCUGAGAGUAAUGAAGCAAUAAUUAGCAAAGAAUUACCUGAUCCAGAUCCAUUUGAUAAUGGUCCACCGGUUGAUAUUGCAAAAAAGGAAAAUUUGAGCGAUGAUAAUUGCGAAAGCACUAGUGAAGAACGGCAUGAUUUAAACGGGCAAGACUCCAACGAAGGAAUAUAUGUACGAAUUAUAGAUCAUGACAAAGUAAACUUACAAAAUAAUAUCAAAUUAUCGACUGCAGUGGAAGGUAAAGCUCAGGAAAACCAACACAGCGAUUGUAGUUUGGAAAUAAAAAAGUAUCCUACCCGCUCGCGUAAAAAACGUUCUCCACCCAUUGAAAAUACUAAUACUGAAAAAACAACUGACAAUAAAACAAAAAGUAGAAAAGUGGGGAAAGUUGGUGGGCGCAUUCAAUUAGGUCUAGGCCUAGAUAUAUCGACGAAACGUCGUAAUAAAGGAACUAAGAACAGUUUCAAAUGCGUACAAUGUAGUCACAGCUUUGCACACAAAAUAACACUGGAUGCUCAUAUACGCAAAGUACAUGAAGGAAAUAAGCGUCCAUUUCAAUGUGAUCGUUGCGAAAAAUCGUACACAUUUAUUGGUGGACUUUAUACGCACAUCAAGGAAAUACACGAUGCUCAGGUUAGAUCGUAUGCUUGUGACAUUCCAGGAUGUGAACGUAUAUAUACCAGUUUUAUAGCAAUGCAAAAACAUAAACGUUUAAAACACUCUGAUACAUCGUGUUUAACCAAGUACGUGUGUGAAAAAUGUGGUGCGACCUUUAAUCAAUCGGGUAAUCUUAAAUACCAUCGGCGUGCAAAACAUCCUACGGAAGCAGAACAAGUUGAAAAAGAGCAAAUGAAAGAGCGUUUUGAAUGUGAUGUCUGCAAAAAACUCUUUUAUUCCCGUUACACGCUGAAAUACCAUACCCUGCAGCUGCAUACCAACGAGACGAAAUAUGAAUGUAACAUUUGCGGUCGACGAAUGGCAAAGAAAUUUAUGCUUGUCCAACAUAUGCUAGUGCAUUCUAAUGACAAAAUGCCAUGCGAACACUGUGGUAAACAAUUUAUACGGAAAUUUGAAUUGGAGGCCCAUGUAAAAGCGGUGCAUAUGAAAUUGAAACCGUUUGAAUGUCAGUAUUGUUCCGAAUGUUUUGCUUCGCGGAAAACGCUACGCCAUCAUGAAUACAUACAUACAGGAGAGAAACCCUAUGUUUGUGAUGUCUGUGGACAAGCAUAUCGACAACAAACCUCCUUAAAAAGCCAUCGAAAAUCACAUGAAAAAUUCGUUGCGGAAUCAAAGUCAAUGAAUGUUAAUCAGGAAUUAAUUAAUUCAUUUUUGAUACCACAGGCUCCUCCACAUUGCUCCUGGAACUGAAUAAUUUUGAUUUGGAAUAUACCAAUUCUCACGACUAAGCAUAAACAGCUGAUUGUUGUUAUUACAUUUGACAGUACUCUCUUCGUUUCCAAAUCGCGCGAACGAAUGAAAAUUACGAUGCCAUUAUUCACUGUGCGAACAAAUGAUAUUUAUUUCGUUCGGGCAGAAUUACAUAAAAUUGUGAAUUUUGUUAAAUAAAAAAAAAUAAUAAUUGUUAUUAAUUUU
This is a messenger RNA of Bactrocera latifrons, 2129 nucleotides long. RefSeq names its product zinc finger and SCAN domain-containing protein 12-like. Bases 66 to 1904 code for a protein of 612 amino acids. The record is from RefSeq and is a predicted model, not a curated record. Gene Ontology annotation, cellular component: nucleus. The transcript is spliced from 3 exons. Lineage: Eukaryota; Metazoa; Arthropoda; Insecta; Diptera; Tephritidae. Gene Ontology annotation, molecular function: zinc ion binding.